Myxozyma melibiosi is the source of this 1943-nucleotide messenger RNA. RefSeq lists its product as uncharacterized. The record is from RefSeq and is a predicted model, not a curated record. The transcript has a single exon. NCBI's taxonomy places the organism in Eukaryota, Fungi, Ascomycota, Lipomycetes, Lipomycetales, Lipomycetaceae. Bases 110 to 1759 code for a protein of 549 amino acids.
CUCUGUUUUGGAGCCCCGCCGCAGCCUCGAAGGUCUAAGCCCCACGAGCCUGUCAACCAUCUGGUUUCUCUCUCCUCCACAUCUUCCUUCAAUCCUAACGAACACCACAAUGACCCUUGUCAGCCGUUAUGCUUUACGGACGCUUUGGAGACAGGGCAGGCCGCGGUCUAUGCUCCUCGCGCGUCCACAAAUUCGAGGGAUCAUGAUGGUCGGUCCACAGAUUCUUGGCGAUGAAAAUGAGGAGGACUCUGGCUCUUCCAAAAAAAACGACCCUAAAGAUGACAGACGCGAGAAGUUUUCGCAGGCUGCGUUCAAGGCUUUGGAGACCGCUGCUGUAACGUUUGCUACGCUUACUGUCCUGGGUGUAUCUGGUAUCAUGUACCAUAUAUACUAUCAAAAGCGGGUACUCAAGAAAAUUCGGAUGGCAUUCAACGAAGGUGAUCCCAGUCUCGACAUGGCUUUCCACUCGAAUGAUCCCGAAAGUGCAGACUGGAUUGUGCGGGAUGAGCAAGCCAUCAUUGAUAAGGCUGUCUCGGGCAGGGGACUGGGUCGAUACUAUCUCAUCAUUGGCGAGAAGGGCACAGGGAAGACAUCGAUGCUACUGGAGGCUCUUCGACGAGUAGAGGGCAGAAACUGCGCCAUGUUCGAGGCCCAUUCUGAUCCCGAAAUUGUACGAAUCAGACUCGGCAAAGCUCUGAAUUAUCAGUAUCACGAAGAUUACAUCGGUUCACUUUUCUCUAUAAGGGGUCCCCGCGAUACAACUGCUCUGCUGGACAUUGAGCGAGCUUUUGACAAGCUUGAAGAAGUCGCCCUCGAUGUUGUCAAGGAGAAAGGUCGGCCGCUGGUAUUGAUUGUAAACUCGACACAUCUGCUACGAGAGGAUGACGACGGUGAGAAUCUGGUAGAGCUGCUUCAACAACGUGCUGAGCAAUUUGCUGCUUCCGGCAUCUUGACGAUGAUCUUCAACAGCGACGAUUACUGGGUUUAUGAGCGUUUUAAAAAAUUAAGCACUCGUUUAGAUGUGGUCACGAUCAAAGAUCUCGGCAGGGCCAAGGCAAUCGAGGCACUGCAGCACUGGCGCAGAAAAUACUUUGGAGACUCUGUUCCAGUCUCUGUGUGCAAUAGGAUCUAUGACAUGGUCGGUGGUCGACCCCAGUUUCUGAACCGAGUUGCGCAACAUAGUGAUAUGCUUGCGCACGCGCAGCAACUUGUCGAGACGGAAAAGACUUGGUUCCUUAACCAGUGCGGUCUGCUGGGCGAAGAUAUGGACGAUGACGUGAUGGAGUCUGGAAAAUUUUCAGGCUCAGCUAUGCUUCUUGCCAAAGAACUGGUUGAAAUGGAAAAGAAGCACAUUGAUUCCAAGGGAAAGCCGCUACCAGAUCAGGAUCAUAUUCUUCCCUCUCUACCUCUUUGGCGUGCCCGGCAGGUUAUGACAAGAGCCGAUUAUAUUCAGCGAUAUGACAACCUUAAUAUUUUUACGAUCGACUCAAAAUCACAUGUCCGUGCAGAUUCAGCACCAAUGAUGGAAGCAUUCAGGCAAAUAUGCGCUGAGCCUGGCUUCGACAAUUUAUUAGAGGAAACCCUGGACAGAGUCAGUGCGAUUGAGAGCUUAGGGCGUACUAGAGAACUGGUACUAAAAGACUUGGUCGGCGGUGGUAAAUAUCGGAUCGAGCUUGAAAAGGGAAAUAGUUGGAAGGGAGUUGGGAACAGGAUAUCUAUGGAGGUGGUUCCUCCACCAGAGGAGGAAGACGAUGAUUAGAGUAAGGCUCUCUUGACUCUGUUUCUUUAGGGUUUUAGGGUUUUCACGAGGUUUAUAGCUAGACUAUUGCCAUUGUAAGAUUUGUUCAGUUUGUAUAGUACACUACACUACAGAUUUUUGUCCUUAUUUCAGUAUUACUUGUCAUUUGAUUAUAAUUCGAUUGUUAAAUGUAAAACAUCCUUCU